Messenger RNA from Perca flavescens (yellow perch), 1206 nucleotides. RefSeq names its product thyrotropin-releasing hormone receptor b (gene trhrb). Bases 1 to 1206 code for a protein of 401 amino acids. The transcript has 2 exons. NCBI's taxonomy places the organism in Eukaryota, Metazoa, Chordata, Actinopteri, Perciformes, Percidae. Gene Ontology annotation, molecular function: thyrotropin-releasing hormone receptor activity. Gene Ontology annotation, cellular component: membrane. The record is from RefSeq and is a predicted model, not a curated record. Gene Ontology annotation, biological process: phospholipase C-activating G protein-coupled receptor signaling pathway.
AUGGAAAACUUUACAACAGCUCCAGAGCUGAACCACACUUUGGGGGUUUGGACGGACUACAGUAUCCAGUACAAAGUGAUAAGUAGUUUACUGCUUUUCGCGAUUUGCGCUUUAGGAAUCGUUGGCAACGUUAUGGUCAUCCUGGUGGUGCUCACUACCAAACACAUGAGGACUCCAACCAACUGCUACCUGGUGAGUUUAGCAGUGGCUGAUCUGAUGGUGCUGACAGCGGCUUGUUUACCGACCAUCACGGACAGCAUCUUGGGAUCCUGGGUGUUUGGCCACUACGGGUGCCUCUUCAUCACCUACUUCCAGUAUCUCGGGAUCAACGCCUCCUCUUGCUCCAUAACAGCGUUCACCAUAGAGAGAUACAUCGCCAUCUGUCAUCCGAUUAAAGCCCAGUUUCUGUGCACCCUGUCCAGAGCAAAAAAGAUCAUUUUGUUCGUUUGGGCUUUUACUUCUCUGUACUGUAUGAUGUGGUUCUAUCUGUCAGACAUCAAUGAGCUGGUAUAUGACAACAUCACCAUCAUCACCUGCGGCUACAGAGUCCCCAGGAAAUAUUAUUUACCCAUUUACUUCUUUGAUUUUGGCGUCUUUUUCGUGUUGCCGCUGCUGCUCUCCGCGGUCUUGUACGGACUCAUCGCCAGGAUCCUUUUCCUCAACCCGCUGCCCUCCGACCCCAAAGACAAGAAGAAGAACGGACACAACAACACCAACAAUAAGAGAACCAGCUGCAAAAACUCCCGUCACUCCAGCUCCACCGCGACCUCCCGCAGACAGGUGACCAAGAUGCUGGCUGUGGUGGUAAUCCUGUUCGCCACGCUCUGGAUGCCGUACCGCACUCUGGUGGUGGUCAACUCCUUCCUGGACCCGGCCUACCUGGACAGCUGGUUCCUGCUGUUCUGCAGGAUCUGCAUCUACCUCAACAGCGCCAUCAACCCGGUCAUCUACAACGCCAUGUCUCAGAAGUUUCGCGCCGCUUUCCGCAAGAUCUGCUGCUGUGGGAGGAAAGGCUUGGAUAAACCCGCCGCCUACAGCGUGGCCCUCACGUACAGCGCAGUCAAGGAUUCCUCGUUGGUGGAGGGCACUGAUCACUUCACAACAGAGCUGGAGGAUCUCACCGUCACAGAAGACCUGCUGUCUGAUCAGAAAAAUAUGUUCCCAGACCCUUGUGUGUACGGUAAGGUGAAUUUCAGCGACGCCUAA